CUUCAGUAUGUUGUACGUAAACACAUGCAUUUUUAAACGGACUCAGCCAAGAUGGCGCGUGUUAAAGUUCUGUGUUUGUUAUCUAUACUCGUGCAAGUGAUAAAAGGCGAUAAGCCAUGUGCAGCGCGGGAUGUAGGUGGAGAGUCGGUGGUGUGUGUGUGCAAUGCUAGCUACUGCGACACUAUCACUCGGGUGUCUCCCGGCGAGGGAGAAUACGUCAUGUAUACUAGCUCACGGGCUGGAUCACGAUUCAAGAAAUCGUUUGGCAAAUUUAAAACGACAAACAAAGUGACAUGUCCCGUCACGUUUGUUGUGGAGCCGGGGACAAAACAUCAGACGAUCAAAGGUUUCGGGGCAGCCAUCACUGACUCCGCUGCUAUCAACUGGAUGAGUCUGUCACCCAAACUGAGGGAGAAAUUUAUUGAUACAUACUUUAGCGACAAAGGAAUAGAAUAUACUAUGCUGCGUGUACCUAUUGGCGGAACGGACUUCUCCACGCAUAAAUAUGCGUACAACGAACUGCCGAAGAAUGACAUUUUCCUAAGCAAUUUCAGUUUGUCCCAGGAAGAUUUUAAAUACAAGAUACCAAUGAUAAAACAAGCACUCGCAGCAUCAAGAGUUCCUCUGGAUGUUGUGGCGACGCUGUGGGCGCCGCCAUCUUGGAUGGUUGAGACCAGCAACUACACCACCUGCGGCAGGCUGCAGCUCAAGUAUUACAGCACCUUGGCCGACUACCAUUUGAAAUUUCUAGAACACUACGAAAGAGCUGGUAUUCGUAUUUGGGCGAUCACAACCACCAAUGAGCCCGCUAAUGGGUUCUUACCGCUGAAAAGGUUCAACUGCCUCGCCUGGACUCCUCAUCAUAUGGGAUUAUGGAUAGUCGGGCACUUGGGUCCAAAAAUCCGCGGGUCCAAGUUCCGCCAGGUCAAGAUUCUAGGUAUUGACGAUCAACGGCAUACUAUACCACUUUGGUUCAUUGCGACGAUGGAGGAGCACCCAGCACUCCUGUACUACUUGGAUGGUUUCGCCAUCCACGACUACAGCAACCUCUUCGCGCCACCGGAGCAGCUUACAUUGAUCACCAGACCUCACCCUGAGAAGUUCAUCUUGUCCACUGAGUUCUGUGAAGGAGCAACUCCUGGACAGGAACCUAAGGUGGAUUUAGGAUCGUGGACCAGACUACAGAGCUACAUAUCAAAUAUUCUCACCGACCUGAACUUCGACACAGUUGGCUGGUUAGACUGGAACAUUUGUCUGGACGAGCAAGGAGGCCCAGCGUGGAACGGAAACUUCGUGGAUUCUCCUGUCAUAGUGGCUCCUUUAAAGGGGGAGUUUUACAAGCAGCCGAUGUUCUAUGCCAUGGGACACGUCUCCAAGUUCAUACCUCGCGGGUCCCGCAGGAUCGAUGUUAGAACUGUGAAAUGUAACACGACUGCUGCACCUGAAUCCUUCUCGUUCGUCCAGCAGAAAGAAGUUAUACAGAGCGCUGCGUUUGUGACUCCGUACGAAACUGUCGUUGUUGUUCUUCAUAAUAAAGGCCCGGCCACAACUGUAGGUGUUCAACUUUGCAGUCAGCACGCUUCUAUCAAUAUUGAGGCAGAAUCCAUUGUCACUGUUGAAUUUAAUAAAAUGACUUAAAAAUGUCAAGAACUAAGAACAGAA
Messenger RNA from Spodoptera frugiperda (fall armyworm), 1662 nucleotides. Its product is annotated as lysosomal acid glucosylceramidase-like. The record is from RefSeq and is a predicted model, not a curated record. The coding region runs from base 52 to 1638 and encodes 528 amino acids. Gene Ontology annotation, molecular function: glucosylceramidase activity. Gene Ontology annotation, biological process: glucosylceramide catabolic process. NCBI's taxonomy places the organism in Eukaryota, Metazoa, Arthropoda, Insecta, Lepidoptera, Noctuidae. The transcript has 12 exons.